This is a messenger RNA of Pocillopora verrucosa, 1536 nucleotides long. Its product is annotated as protein FAM47E. Gene Ontology annotation, cellular component: chromatin. Gene Ontology annotation, biological process: transcription initiation-coupled chromatin remodeling; protein localization to chromatin. The record is from RefSeq and is a predicted model, not a curated record. Lineage: Eukaryota; Metazoa; Cnidaria; Anthozoa; Scleractinia; Pocilloporidae.
AUGGCGCACAAGUAUGACCUCCUAUUAGUAGAAACCAAAACAGACGGGAAAAAGAGACUUAAACCAUGGUAUAAAGAAAGAUUAGAGACAAAGUAUAUAAAGCCAAGAAAGCUCAGAGGAAAUUCAGAAACGCUGAUCGGCACGUCUUGGACGUUUUUAGAGAAGGGAAGCGAUGACUUUAGGGAUGGUCUUCCCCCUGAAGCUAAUUAUAAUUAUAUUAAGAAGACUAAUACUGGGUUAGGACCAAACAUAACUGGAUCUGAUGAAACAAUAAAUGAAUAUAUGAAGGACAGAGUGAGAUUUACAAAGAAUGAAGCCUGUUUUUCAAGGUCACUUCCCCUUCAACAACAAAGAAGAGGUAGGGUGGAGGACAUCGAGUUUAACUUGACACAGCAUCCUUUGGCUCUUUUUCCUCAUUUAGAAGAGUCUUUACCUCCUGAUGUGUUUGAAGAUGUUGUUGAGAUUCUAGAUCCAGAGAUGAACAUUGACAGUGAAACUGGAGAUGAAGAGAUGCAGGAAAGUGAUGAGGAUUCUGAGGAAGCCAAAGGAGCUGGAGAUCAAGAUGAACUGCAGUCUGUGAAGAGUGGAGGGUCUGGGAAAGUAAGCAACUCUGAGUCUGAGAAGGAUCAGUCCAAACUCACAUACAAAUGGCUCCCUAAACAAGAAGAUGUACAAAAAGAAGAGAGCAAAAGAGCCAGUAGGCGCAAGGCAGAGUCUCCAACAUCGGAUGCAAGGAUACAAGAAGUAACAAAGGAAUUUUGUGAAUGGGUGGCUGGCUUGGGUGGUCAAAGCAACAAUAUAGAAGAGUCAACAGUGAUGAGUUUAUUUGCCAGUGGAUAUGAAACAAAGCCAGCACUGUCAGUGCCUAUCCAUGUUGUUGAACUGACAAAUGUUCCACCUGAGUUAAGAAUGAACACUGGAUCUCCAUUACCAAAGCCAAGUGAAACAAGACAAGUGCCAGAAACUGAAAAGGAAAAGGCCAAAACCAAGUACACUCCAAGCUGGGUGAAGGUUAAAUAUGGAGCAUGGUACCUGAGCCCCUCAACAUGGAAAGCUCGUGUCAGUGGCGAACCAUUACAAGAUCCAAAAGCACAGCAGGACAAAACACUGUCUGAGUCCAAGAAGAAAAGCCAGAAGUUGGAUAAUGUGCUUUCCACCAUGCAUGGAGCUAAAGCAUUCAAAGAUUUUAUAGACAAAAAGAACACUAGAGUACCCGAAUUUCUUGAAGUGGUAGCUGAACACCAAGAACCCAACAAAACUGACUCAGAGGAAACAACACAAGAUGGUAGAAAGAAAUCACGUGCUGUUAGCAUUGCCAAAUCACAAUUUGGUUCAAAUGAAUAUGUAUAUUGAGUGGGUAGGUUUUUUAAUAAUGUCAGAGGACCUAGUAGAUCUGAAUUUACAAGUUGGAAGUAAGGUCAACAUAAGUGCAAUCAUACAAGUCUCUACAGUUUCUCUUUAAAAUCAAUUUAUUCUUUUCAAGAAACACCUCAAAUGGAACAAAUGUAAAUACAUUAUCUUUGUAAAUACUUUAUA